Poecilia latipinna (sailfin molly) is the source of this 4862-nucleotide messenger RNA. Its product is annotated as dynein heavy chain 2, axonemal-like. The transcript is spliced from 29 exons. Lineage: Eukaryota; Metazoa; Chordata; Actinopteri; Cyprinodontiformes; Poeciliidae. Gene Ontology annotation, cellular component: axonemal dynein complex. Gene Ontology annotation, biological process: microtubule-based movement. The annotation marks the transcript as partial. The record is from RefSeq and is a predicted model, not a curated record. Gene Ontology annotation, molecular function: dynein intermediate chain binding; dynein light intermediate chain binding.
GAGGAAAAAGAAGAAACAAAUGCGAUAAAGUUAUAUACAUAACGCGUAAACUAGCUUUUUAAAAGUUUUUUAUGGUUUAUGAGAACAACCGAAAGCUACUAAGGUAACUUAAGCAUUUAUAACCUGCUGAACGCUGAAAAUAUUAGAAGUUACGUUGAAACCACUGAACUUUUACGUUUCCUGAACCACCUUUAUGUAAGCUAACCGUAAUUCAUUAGCUAUUCGAUAAGCUCCAACUAUUAAUAUAAACGUCGAUAGAAAAGGCUGUCGUAGUCACCCUGAUGUCAAAGGAUAACGCUUAAUAAGAAGCAACAACAUGGAAGAAGAUUACAUUAAAAACAUCCGUCAGAUGCUCAUGAGCUGUGUGUCUAUUUCUGGAGUCACUGAGAUGACAUGGACAGAGGAGAACAUGGAGACCCUGGAUAAGUUUAUUGUGGACACUUCCAUUGGAUCUGUAGUUGUCUAUAUGCACAGAUCAAACGUGCUUCGGGUGGAUUUCAGAACCCCGCCACUGGGGGAGGUGAUUGAGGAGCUAUUCUACAUCACCCGAAUGCCAGGAGCCGUAAUCACAGAGGAGAACUUUGAUUUUGUGGUACAGUUCGACACGAUGAGGGACGACCCCCUCCGGGUGCUGCUGGAGGACAUGAUCUGCUUGCAUUCCAUUCCAGUUGCCUACAGCAGCUACAAGAAGAAGGUUAAGGAUGAAUAUACCAGGGACAUGCAGUACUUCAUCUCUUCCCUUAAUGAUGACUUGUAUAAGAAGGUAGAAAGAACAGUUCUCUACAUCCCAGUGGAAGGCCUACUGUGCUCUGCUGAGGAAGCCAGCAAGGACAAGAAGCUGGUGAACAGGAUGGAGAUUAUGAUAAUCCACUGGACGGAUCAGAUCAGAGAGUUACUGAACAUCCAAGAAAACGUGGACAAGAGGGAACAGAGCGGCCCGCUGCAGGAGAUUGAGUUCUGGAAGAGUCUCUCCACCAAGCUGUUGGAGAUCAGCAAUCAGCUGCAGAAGCCAAGCAUCAAACACAUCCAGAAGAUCGUGUAUCUGGCCAAGUCCUUAUACCUGCAGCGCUUUCAAGAACUCGCCACAGAACUACAGGAAUGCUCGGUGCAGGCGGAGUCAAACCUGACCUUCCUGUCCAUCCUUAAGAAGCCUUGUGAAGAGCUUUCCCAUCUCAGGCCAAAACAAAUUGCUUCAAAGCUGCGACACAUCGUGGUUCUCAUUCGAAUCAUCUGGGUCAACUCACCCUCCUACAACAGCAACGAGAAAAUCACUGGGCUCUUCUGCCAGAUGAGUAACGAGAUCAUCCGUCUGUGUAGUGAAAACAUCUCUCUGGACGAUAUCUUCGAGGGCCAGUUGUCGUCCAGCAAGCGAAUCCUCGACGACUGCAUCCAGUGUUGCACGUCCUGGAAGGACACUUACAUGCAUGUCUCAAAGCUUCAUCACAAGUAUUCUCACAAAGGCUGGGUUCUGGACAAAACAAAGUUUUUCGUGGGGAUUGAUGCCUUCAUUUUGAGGCUCAGAAACCUCCUUGAGAUCUGUGACUGCCAGUACCAGUUUGCCCGUUGGGAGGAUGGCGAGCAGAGAGACAUGCCCUGCUUCAGAGGCAGCGCCGGACCAGAGCUGACCCGCAACCUGCUGAAGAUAGAGACCAGUUUCCAACAAGGACUGCAGAACCUGCGGACCUUUGGCAAGGGGAUCCUUGAUGUCCAUCAUCCCACGUGGAGUAAGGAGUUCAGCAGGUUUUGUACAUUUGUAAAGGAUCUGGAAAUGAUGACCCAGGAGUUGAUGAACUCAGCUUUCCGGACCGUGAACACAGUUCAGGAAGGAGUUAGGCUGCUGGACAUUUUCAGUCCUAUGUCCACGCGCAAGGCCAUACGGCGCACAAUGGAGGAGAAGUCAGAGGAAGUGUACCGCAUCUUUAGCAAAGAGCUUCACGUGGUGAAGGAGACAGCGGAGCAGAAGGGUCGCUGUUAUCCUGAUCACAUACCACAAAUUGUGGGGCAGGUCAUGUGGGCCAAAGCUCUCAAGCAGCGCCUAGAAAAACCCAUGCAGAUCCUUCACAAGUGCUCCUUUAUGCCGGAAUCUCAGAGCCGCAAGGACAUCAUUUUUACCUUUGGGCAGACGAACCACAUCCUGGAGGAGAUGGUGAGGAAAAGCUUCUUUGAAUGGACCCAGAACUUGGAUGGACAGUACCUGAAGAAACUGCAGCAGACUCUCUUGGUGCGCCUCAAGGGCACUCCCUCCAGGCUGGAAAUCAAUUUCGACAACAACCUGCUGAGGCUGUUUUCUGAGAUCCAGUACUGGGACCGAAUGAAGUUUGAGAUCCCACAGAUUGUGUCCGACAUGUACCAGAGCAGGGAGGAGAUCCGGCUCCUCCGGGAGAGAGUGCUGCUGCUCAUCAGGAACUACAACAGGAUUGUUGGAAUGCUCUCUCGUGAAGAGCUGCGUCUGUUCCGGGAGCGGGUCCGUUUCCUUGACAAGAAGGUGGAGCCUGGCAUGACCAAGUUGCUCUGGUUGUCCCAAGGAGCUUCGAACCACUUCAUCAACGAUUCCCUUAUCCACAUUGACAAGGUGCAGUCUGUCAUUGAUGGUUACAAAGUUUCCAAUCUGUCCAUCUCCAACCUCUGUAGGCAGAUCAGUGAAACUUUGCUGGUUAAAAUAGAUGGGAAGACAGUGUACAGAAACCUGGAAUUUGAGGAUGACCAGAACGCUCACCAGCAGAGCCGUCUCAAAGUGCUGCGCUCGGUACACCAGGAAAUCGUUAACAUCAUGACUCAGAUUCACACCAUCUUUGCCGGCGAUGGAGCUGAGGUCCAGGCACAUUGGGAGAAGUAUUCAGAGAAGGUGGACCACAUAGUGGAAGAGGCAUUCCGGCUUAACAUCAGGGACUCCAUGAAGAAACUAAGCAGAGCCAUCACCGGGGAUAACAAGACAUCGCCCAGUCCGCUGUUCAAAGUGCUGGUGCUUCUGCGGCAGGCGACUCCUCAAAGCGUGCCAAAGCUGGAGUUCUCGCCGUCUCUGCAGAAGCUUGGACAGAUUGUGAACAUUUUGCCUCAGUUAAUCAAAAUCAUCUCUGAAUUUAAGCGUCUCCCCGAGCUUCUCUCCGACAAAGAGUCUCUGGCUCUCCCCAUAUACGUCAGCAUAGAGCGAGACGAAAGGAUUAUUAAGACCCAGGCUGCAAUUAUGGCAGGGAUGUCAGCCAAUGCCAGGCAACUGGAGGCCUAUUUGAAGAGCUGGGGCAAAUACAGGCCCAUCUGGGAGAACAUCAAAGACUACAUUAUACAACGUUACAGGACAGCCAACACUUCAGUAUCGACUUUUGAUGCAGAUAUACAAAGAUACACUGAGAACGCCAGCAGUAUUCAACAGGAAGAGACGAUCAUCUCCAUACAGUUUGUGAUGCUGGACUGUUCGCCGCUCAAGUCCACCCUGGUGCAACACUGCGACGAGUGGCAGAAGAAGUUAACACAGCUUCUCAGCGAGAUAGCAAGCACUUGUCUAAAAGAACUUUACGACUCAAUGCAAAGCAAUGCUGAUAGGUUGAUGAAACCGCCGCAGACCCUUGAGGAGCUAAGUGAUAGCCUGACUCUUCUAGCAAAUCUCAAUAGCAAUUUGGCCAACACAGAAGCUCAGAUUCCUCUCAUCCAUGAACGAUUUGCCAUCCUCGACAAAUAUGAAGUCGAAGUGGAGCACAGCGUUCAGGUCAUGCGAGAGGAACUGAAUGACAAGUGGAUUUGGUUUCAGCAGGUGUUGAUUAACAGCGACACCACCCUGUCGAAAGACAAAGAAAAGUUUAAAACCGGCCUCGUCCGUUCCUUUGAGGAACUCAAGAAGAAGAUCGACGUUACCUUUCAGGAGUUCAGCGCCAAAGGUCCUUUUCAGAGCUUGUUAAGCUUUGAAGUAGCAAUGAAGCAAAUAGCAGAAUAUCGUGGCCAACUGGAGGCUCUAAUACAAGAGCAAAACACCAUCAUCAGUGGGCUGGCAUUCUUCAGAAUCGAUCAACCUCCCUGUAAAUUCAUCAUGGCGAUGGAAAAGGACAUGGAUCAGCUCCAGGAGGUGUGGGAAAUCUCUCACGAAUGGGACGAAAGCUGGGAAAACUGGAAGGUUCUUCACCUGUCACAGCUGCAGACGCGGACCAUGGAGGAAACGGCACUGGAGAUGUACAAGAGACUUCGCGCCCUUCAGAGAGAUCUCAAGGGUAAAGAUUGGGAGAUAGUUUCUUCCUCCAGGGUGAAGCUUGAAAAGUUCAAGCACAUCAUCCCCCUCAUUACUGAUCUGAGGAAUCCAGCUCUGAGAGACAGACACUGGAACCAGAUCUGUGAGGAUCUAGAGCGCACAUUUGACCACACCAACCCUGACUUCACCCUGGAGAAGAUCAUCUCUCUGAACCUGGAUCAUUACGCUUCGGUCAUUUCGGAGAUCUCUGGAGCUGCCAGCAAGGAGCUCUCCAUAGAACAGGGUCUGAUCAAUGUCAAGAAGACAUGGGAUGACGUAUACCUGGAAAUCGCGCCGUACAAAGAGGAGGGCCACUACCGGCUGAGAGGGAGUGAAGACGUCUUCCAGACGCUGGACGAUAACCAGGUCAUUUUGUCCACGAUGAAGGCAUCCCGCUUUGUUAAAGCCUUCGAGCGAGAGGUGGACCAAUGGGAACGCCAGCUCACCCACGUGAUGGACGUCAUCGACAUGAUCCUCUCCGUGCAGCGAAACUGGAUUUACUUGGAAAACAUUUUCCAAGGAAAGGACAUCAGGGAGCAGCUUCCUAACGAGUGCACCGAGUUCGCGGGCGUCAGUCGCAACUGGAAGACCAUAAUGGAGCGUCUCCACGAGAAUCCCAACGCCCUGCAGGGAACGCAUCAUCCCG